Messenger RNA from Moneuplotes crassus, 3124 nucleotides. Lineage: Eukaryota; Ciliophora; Spirotrichea; Euplotida; Euplotidae. The record is from the annotation of a GenBank genome assembly.
AACAAGCAUGAAGUCAGGAGGAACUAAGAAUCUUUUAGUUUCGAUCGUUCUUGUUAUGGUCUUGAUCCUAAACAGUGUUGCCACUGCUGAUGAUAAUUCUAGCACCAGCCAUGGCAUUCCAUCAGGCACGUGGAGCUCUUCAAGAUCCAGAACUAGCUCUGUUUCGUCAAGAGAUGGGCCAGGAUUGCCAGGACAAUGGUCCCUCUCGUAUAAUCCUCAAUCUGAAAGACAUUCUUAUGAUACAAACAAUCCUCAUGUUGAUGAUAUUAUUAACAGUGCUCCAGUGCAUAUUAAGGUCGACUCGAAAGAUAGCAACAAGGAAUAUAGCGGACAUGGAAUCCCCUUUGGAACAUGGAGUACAUCCACUGACGAAAUUAGUUCUGCCUCUACUAGGAUUGCUCCAGGGAGUGUAGGACAAUGGUCCCCAUAUUCCUCUCCUCCAAGUUAUGAAGAAUCUCUUGCAACUCAUCAGCCUACCCCAAGGAAUCUCGAGGCCUCACAAACUGUAACUAGUAGUGCCUCAGGAACUAGUCUUACUGCUAGUACUACCCAUCAGACUAGAGCUUCUUCAGAUUCCACUGUUAGAGCUACUUUGGCCCAUUCGACAGGACCAGCUCGCAGCUCAACUUCUAUUCACAGAGCUUCAACUGGAAAGAGUACUGCUGGUCACAGCAGUGCUGGUGCUAGUGCAGCUGUUCAUGCAGGAUCUGCAACUGCUCACUCAAACUUAAAUGCUACCGCAGCCUUCAGAGCUGGGUCUUUUGAGCCUGUUGCUCAUCAUGCAGCUGUGGUCGAACCAGUCGUCCAUCGUCCAGGUUUUGCUGAGCCAAUGGCUUACCAAACAGCUGUAGUUGAGCCUUUCCAUCAAGGUGCCUUAGUCGAGGAAGUCCUUCCAUCUCACUACAGAAACUCAAUGGCUUAUGAAAGACCAGGUGCUAUAGUUGAAGAAGUAGCCGUUGCUCCAGUCAGGAUUGAAAGGCCCUACAUUUUAGAAGAGAGAGCUGUUUUCGAAGACGUAGUUAUCGAGCAUGAUUCUCCAAUAGUAGAAUUCCAAAGACAUUUACCAACGACUGAGAAUCAGAAAUUUAUCAACGAAUAUAAUAAGAAGAAAUAUCCAGGCCUUAUCUUUGGUGUUGACGAAGAAAUCGAAAUUGAGAAAUGCUUCCAUCAGGCUAUUGAUUACUAUCAAGACGCCCAAGUUGAAGAGAUCUAUGAAGACGGAGUUAUUCAAAGCCCCUUUGGAUCAAAACAUGUCAGGAGUCCUUCUUUCUCUCAUGUAAACAGGCCAGCGAGACAACAUGAAGAAGUCCUCGAGAAAUGCGUUCACAAGACAAUUAUCGCUCCGACUUCUGAGAAUGGAGUGAGGAUCCCUCAAGUUAGAUAUUUGAACCUCACCCAAAUUAAGACUGGGACUUUUGAAUGGCCAGUUGUGAGAAAAGCUCAGGUUUUGGCAAGAAAAACUGUUGAAAAGACUGUUACUAUUCCACAAGUUGGAUUCGUUGACUUGUGCCAAGAUCACCCAACUAACGAACAUUCAGUAAUUAUUCCGCAAGUUCAUACUGUUCUGGUUGAGCAGAUAGUUCAUACUGAUGAAUGUGAGGUGAGCAUUCCACAAGUCCAUAAAAUUUGGAUUCCAAUCAUGGGAGAUGUUACAGUUGACCAGUAUCCAACGAAAACAAGGAGAGUCAGUUUGAAGCAAGAAUGGGACUGCACUAUCAGAUGUGAAGAUACUAGGGUUCACUUUAUUAAAAUCCCACAGAGAGAUGAAGGUAUCUCCGGAACUGUAAUCAAGAACCCAUACAAUGAAGGUAAAAAUAUUUGCCACAACUGUCAUACUUCUAAAUGUGCUGGUGUUGGGCCAUCUUUGAACCCAUUCUUAAUCAAUGAGCACAGAGAUACAACUCCAGCUGCUGCUCCUGUUGUUGUACAAGCACCAGCUCCUGAACCGGAGGUUAGAGUUGAGACUAAAUAUGUUGAAGUAAUAAAAGAAGUGCCUAUUCCAUGUCCUGAGCCAGAACCACAAGUAGUUAUUGCUCCAACUCCUGCACCAGUGGAAGCUCCUGCACCAGCUCCAGAGCCAGAAGUAAAGGUAGUAACAGAGACAGUGUACGUUGAAGUGCCAGCUCCAGUAGCUGAGCCACAAGUAAUUUACCAAAAGCAAGAGCCAACUGAAAUUCAUCACAUCAAGCUUGGCCAGUGCCCUUGCUCAGAAACUAUUGUCGCUAACCCAGUGUCCUUCGCAGAGGGAGCUCCUGGAGCUCCAAUCCAAUUCUUACAAGGAGGUGCUGCUGAAGCUUCUGGAGGCUUCCCAUGGUGGCUGAUUCCUCUCCUUUUAUUCUUACCUCUCCUCCUAGCUAUGCUUCUAGCAUGGCUCCUCUGUAGAGGUAGAAACAGAAAGGAAAUAGUCGCAGCUGCUCCUGUUGAGCAAGACUCUCCAAAAAAGAAAUUCGUUAUUGCAAAGACAACCAGAGAAGAAGCUGAAGAAGAAAUUGAGAGAGAAAUUGCAAGACAACUAGAAGCGAGAGCUCAUGGUAAAGGGAAUGCAGCAGCCGUAGGAGGUGGUCAUAUUGCCGGUGCUGAAGAAAGAAAAAUAGAAAAUGCUCACCAAGUCCAAGCUAUUCAAGAAGCAAGAGGUUCGCAAGAAGCUAAUGUUGCUGGAGAGCAGAGAGUCAUCCAACAGGAGACAUCAAUCGUCACCAAGAAUGUCAAAUCUGCCCAUGAUGCCAAGAUCGGUCAUGUAGGUGCCGAAAGCACUGCAGUGGCAGCCAUUGGAGGAGCAAGAGCUGGUGGUGUUAUCGAAGAAGGAAAAGCAGCUAGUGCUGGGUCACCAGGUACAAGAAUCAAGCAGCAAAGACCAGAAAGCCCUGGCUCAUCUCGUGGCUCAAGAGGAAGAGACAGAUCUUCUAGAGGAUCAGGCUCAAGCAAAAAGGUCGUCAAGAAGAGAAUUGUCAAGAUGAUGAAACAAGGAAAACUUGUAGCCGAGAAGGAAGAGAUUCUUGAUGCCGAAGGAAAUGUCAUCAGAACAGAGAUUAGAAAGGAAGGCUUUACCAGUGGCUCCCCAGAUAGAGCAUCAUCUUAAUUCUGAUUCUUUGCAUGAUUCACUCUGAUAAUUCAACAAUUUUAU